CCGUGCUGCGCCAUGCUGUGCCGUGGGGCGCGCCGGGCGGUGGGGGGCUGCCAAGAAAGCCCCACCGCCCUCGGGGCAGGGGGCUCGCCGCCCCGGCGCUGCCGGGUGGAGACGGUGGCGGGGGUAGCAAUGGCGCUUCUCGUCCUCCUGCCGCAAGCGGCGGCGCAGGCCGGGCAGCCGGCGGUGCACGGCGCCGUUGCCGGCGAGGCGUACCUGAGCGCCGGGCGGCAGAACCGCCCCGCCUACCAAGUGCACUGGCGCUACGGGAACACCCAGAAAAUCGCCAUCCGGAAGGGCAGCGAGACCCCCAGCUACCCCGACCCCCUCUUCCACCGGCGCCUGGAGCUCUUCCCCAACAACACGCUGCGCGUCCGCUGCCUGCGGAAAAGCGACAGCGGCACGUACUGGCUCUACCUGGAGGACGGGGCCGGCAGGGAGCACACGGAGAGCGUCCGCCUGACGGUGCACGAGCCGGUGCCGAAGCCCACGGUGCGAGCUGAGAUGGAGGGGGACGCCGAGCACUGCGAGGUCAACUUGACCUGCUCCGUGGCCCUCGAGGACGUGACGUACGAGUGGAUCCUGCCCCGGCAGCGGCUGGCGGAGAGCCCCGGCGCCCAGCUCCACCUCUCCUUCAGCCCCGUGGUGGAGACGUACACGUGCCGAGCCAGCAACCCCGUCUCCUCCAGCAACGCCUCGCUGACCUACCGGCACCCCUGCUCCUGGGAAGCUGAGCCCUCCGUGGCCCAGAAGACUGAGGUGCCUUCGGCUCUGGCCUUCCUCCUCCUCCUCCUCCUGGUUUAACGAUGCACCCUGCCGCCAGCUCGCUGCUUCCCGUCCCCGGAUGAGGCCUCCGAGCCUGCAGAGAGCUGUGGUUUCCCGGCGCUGCGGAUGCCGCCUGGGGCCGUCGGAGGUAACCGAGGUCCUGCCGGGGCCUGGGGCUCCCGUUUCUGCAGCCUUUGCGGGGAAAAGGCAUCCGCAGGAGUCGUGCUGAAGAGCAUCUCAUCCACGGGCAGCUGCUCCCCGCGGGCCUGGGCGAGCGCUGCCCGCUCCCAGCCCCGCCGGCCGCUCUCGGCAAAGGUUUCCUCUUUCUUCCUUGCCUCGGUUUCCCCUCCCGGCCCCGUGAGGCUGUGUUGUAAUCGGAGAUCGGCUUCCGCGGGUCAGAGGAAAAGAAAAAACCAAACGUGCAGCAUUUCUCUCAUUUCUCACCACGGUGCUUUGAAAGCUCCAGCAAGGCGGAGCACCGCGUGCGGCGCCCAGCUCCGCGGCGAAGGAUGCUCCGAAACGCCUCGCGCCCCGAGAAGCUGGAAAGACGCCGUGCCGGGGUCCCCGAGAGCGCCGGGGGCACGAGGCACUGCGUGGCGCCCGGGCCCGGAGCUCCGGAGCAUCUCUGGGGUGGGGGGCAGAGCUGAGGCUUGGCAGCGCGGGAGGGCGAGUCCGAUUCCUGCCUUUGGCAAUGUGCAUCUCUGCGCAUUAAUUUUUUUUCCCCUUGUCACCUUAAAUGCCGUGUUUUGAGGUGUCUGUUGCAAACCCUUCCGACUCUGCACAGCAGCCGGCUGCUCGGGGGGCAGCGGGGGGCGAUGCGGGAGCUCAGACCCAGCCGGGGGGAGCCGCGCAUCCCGCGCUGCGGCCGCUCCCACGGCCGUUCCCGGCUCCCGGAGCGCAGCCUGGCGCCACGGGCCUGUUUCAUCCCCUCCAUCGGGGCAGGAGGAUGUGUCUCACGGGCGAUGGAGAUGGUCCCCAGCUCUGCGAGGACGGACGGGGAUGCGGGGCGACCGGCUGCCGCGGGACGCGGCGGUCCACUGCCCCAGUCCCUUGGGCUUCGGCACGGCACCCGCUAACCACGGGAAAACCGGCCCGCGAAAGGAGAGACUCGGGCUCUCGCCUCUAAAUCCAAGAGGCGUCGCUUCCCGGAGCCACCAUUAGGCAAAGACUCCCAAGGCCAGAUUCACCGAAGGGUCAGCAGGGACCUCGCUGGCUCCUCUGAACAUCCCUAAUGAGCGCGAGUCAUCCCAGCUCCUGGUUUUAGUGAGCGGCUCGGGGUAAUUCCUGGCAUGCCACAGCUCACGCGUGGCUCUGGCACCCUGCUGGGCGGGUGUUGGUUUUUGCACUGAUGUAUGGUUUUUGCAGAAAUUCCCCCAGAAAUAUCUGCAUUGCUCCGGGUCCUUUCCCAGGUGGGCAAAGCCCCGGGGAACCCUCCCGCGAGGAAGAGCCAGGCUCCCCACGGGGCGAAGGCUCCCCGGGCCCCCCGUUACCUUCCUCAGCCUGGAGACUUCGGUCUGAGCCGGCUUGGGGUCUAAUGGGGCAAAUGAUGACGUUUGAGAUCAUCAUUUUUAGGAAAAAGGUGUUUUUCCGUGAGUGCCCAUCACAGUAUUUUUCCCUCCCCUUCAGGCUCCCAGAUGCUUCCAGGAAGGUUUUUCUUGCUGCUUUUACUUGUCGAAUACUUUGCCUCCAGGCAGCCGGCAAGGCGAGAUCCCGGCGUCCCCACGGGCGCGUAGACCUUUCCGGGAGCGGGGCACGCGUGCCUGCGCGGUGCCCGGCCUUUGGGACCGGAUUUUCCGCCCGGGGCGGCUCGCCGCUUUGCAGGAUGCCCCGCGGCGGGCGUUUCGGGCGGGCUGUGCCCGCAGCCCCUCGCUGCCCGCCUGAGCGCCCGCCCCGAGCGUCCCGGGCCGGCGCCAACCUCGGGCCCCUUUCGGCCGGACCGAAGCUGCCGCGUGACGGGGAGGCAGCAGCAUCCCGCUCAUCUGCAUCUUACUCAUCCUGGCUUGCUUAGGCCUCUUACCAGCUCUUUCCCCUCGGUGCACAGAGAGCGCGGCUUAGUCACCGGGAAAUAUCCUGUUUUCUUAACUAGAUACUUUCUAAGUGGCAAGAAAUAGUCUGUCGGGGUGCGACGGGGCGCCGAAUGCUCCAGCAGGGCUUUAGGCAAAAGCUUUUUUUUCCCUUUUUUCCUCAUUAGAGAUAAUUUAUUGCCCACCAAACCUGCUU
Messenger RNA from Rhea pennata, 2982 nucleotides. RefSeq names its product CD84 molecule (gene CD84). NCBI's taxonomy places the organism in Eukaryota, Metazoa, Chordata, Aves, Rheiformes, Rheidae. The transcript has 4 exons. Gene Ontology annotation, biological process: T cell activation. The coding region runs from base 13 to 801 and encodes 262 amino acids. The record is from RefSeq and is a predicted model, not a curated record. Gene Ontology annotation, cellular component: external side of plasma membrane.